Molecule: messenger RNA, 377 nt
Organism: Neolamprologus brichardi
Lineage: Eukaryota; Metazoa; Chordata; Actinopteri; Cichliformes; Cichlidae
Source: RefSeq, a predicted model, not a curated record
AGGGAGCACAUGUAUACUCAGAUAAGAAAGAUGCCCUUCAAGCUGUAAAGACGAUGAAGGGAGCCCGUUUUAAAGCCUUUUCCAGCCGUGAGGAUGCUGAGAAGUUUGCUAAGGGGAUCUGUGAUUACUUUCCCUCUCCCAACAAGUCAGUGUGUGUCUCUCCUGUCAAACCAGGCCUGCCCAUCAGUAAAGACAACGUGGAGGUCGAUACCAUCAACCGGGAGCGUGCCAACAGUUUUAAGAGCCCGCGCUCCCAGGACCUGACGGCCAAACUAAGGAAAGCUGUGGAGAAGGGCGAUGAGACGGCCUUCAGCGAACUGGUCUGGGGCAAUCCACGCUAUCUCAUUGGCUCAGGAGAUAAUCCCACUAUUGUUCAG